AGUUAUAGUUUAGUAGUAGGCACAUGAUGUGUGAGAUCUGAAUAAUUUUAUCUGAUAAGAAUAAAUUGAUUAGGUCUAUUAGAUGAAUCACGAAUCACCGUUUUAUAUAUGCCAUUUCCUUCGAAUAAAGUUGCAGUUUAGAUUCAAUAGUGAAGUGCAUUUCAUCGGAAUGGAGAGCAAUGUAUAUACAGAUGGUGAACAUUCGGAAUGUUCCGAAAGAACCGUUCAAUUAAAAAAUCCACACCUUGGAAAUAUGGACGAGGACGUCUUGUACCAUUUGGCAUUAGGCUCUAAAUCUCAUGAUUUGGAGGAAAUGUUCGGCGAUGUUAAAUUUGUCUGUAUGGGCGGCACACCUUCACGUAUGAAAACCUUCGCAUACCACAUAAUGGAUGUUCUCGAUUACAAACUACCAGUAGGUGCUGUGAUUUCUGAAAUCACAAACUACAGAUUCAGUUUGUACAAAGUAGGACCGGUUUUAUCUAUAAGUCAUGGAAUGGGUGUACCCUCUAUCGGCAUUUUAUUACAUGAAAUUAUCAAAUUACUGUAUCACGCUAAAGCUAAAGAUCCAGUAAUAUUCAGAAUAGGUACGUCCGGAGGAAUAGGAGUAGAAAGUGGAACUGUCGUUAUUUCAGACAAUGCUGUUGAUGGUUUAGGCAAUCAUUUCUAUGAAGUUGCCGUUCUAGGAAAAAUUGUAAGGCGUCCUGCUACUUUCAAUAUGGAAUUGAUUGAGCAGUUGAAAAGUUGCGUCGAUCCAAAUGAUUCCUAUGAAACUGUGACAGGAACCACAAUGUGUGCAAAUGAUUUCUAUGAAGGUCAAGGAAGGCUUGAUGGCGCAAUCUGCGACCAUUCUGAGAACGAAAAAAUGGAAUAUCUCGCUCAACUGAGAGAACGUGGUGUAGUUAAUAUAGAAAUGGAGGCAACAGUAUUUGCCGCACUCACACAUCAUACCGGUAUUAGAGCUGCAAUAGUCUGCACCACCCUCAUAGAUAGACUACAAGGGGACCAAGUUAUGGUCACAAAGGACCAAAUGGAAGAAUGGCAAAGGAGACCUCAAAAGUUAGUGGGAGAAUAUAUCAAGCGGUCUCUUCAGAAGAAAUUGUGAAUAUUUUAUGGCAUUUUUAGUGUAAUAUCAGUAGGUAGUUUUUUCUAAGUAUGACUACUAGGUACCUUUAGUAUCUAAAGAUUAUAGUUUUAUAUAUAUAACUCAACAUUUGUACUCGUCAGAAUAUUUGUGAAUUUUCAGUAGGUAGUAGUGGAGUAUGUUGUGUGAAAUGUAAAAACUUUUACUUCUAGUUGAUAGUCCAUCUGCGAUAGAAUUCCUAUACCAUUUGUUGUUCACUUUGACUCUAAUUUCAGUUUAAACUUUGUCUGGCGCUAUAAACAAUAAAUGAAACAAGAGUCAAAUCUUA
Messenger RNA from Coccinella septempunctata (seven-spotted ladybird), 1409 nucleotides. RefSeq names its product uridine phosphorylase 1-like. The coding region runs from base 83 to 1102 and encodes 339 amino acids. The transcript has 7 exons. Gene Ontology annotation, molecular function: uridine phosphorylase activity. The record is from RefSeq and is a predicted model, not a curated record. Lineage: Eukaryota; Metazoa; Arthropoda; Insecta; Coleoptera; Coccinellidae. Gene Ontology annotation, biological process: uridine catabolic process; nucleotide catabolic process. Gene Ontology annotation, cellular component: cytosol; cytoplasm.